This is a messenger RNA of Peromyscus eremicus (cactus mouse), 1452 nucleotides long. RefSeq names its product E3 ubiquitin-protein ligase TRIM58-like. The record is from RefSeq and is a predicted model, not a curated record. NCBI's taxonomy places the organism in Eukaryota, Metazoa, Chordata, Mammalia, Rodentia, Cricetidae. Gene Ontology annotation, molecular function: zinc ion binding; protein binding.
AUGGCCACCGCGCCCGGGGAGCGCCUGCGAGAGGAGGCGCGGUGCUCCGUGUGCCUGGACUUCCUGCAGGAGCCCAUAAGUGUGGAUUGCGGCCACAGCUUCUGCCUGCGGUGCAUCUCCGAGUUUUGCGAGAAGUCAGACAGCGCGCAGGGCGGCGUCUACGCCUGUCCCCAGUGCAGGAGUCCCUUCAGGCCCGCCAGCUUCAGGCCCAAUCGGCAGCUGGCCAGUCUGGUGGACAGCGUGAGGCAGCUGGGGUUGGGUACAGGACACCCCGGGACGCGCCAGUGCACGCGGCACGGCGAGGACCUGAGCCGCUUCUGCGAGGAGGACCAGACGAUGAUAUGUUGGGUCUGUGACACUAGCCCCGAACACCGGAGCCACCACACUGAACCGCUGCAGGAGGCUGCCAGCCGCUACCAGAGGAUGCUCCAAGCCGCUUUGGAACUUGUGAGGAAGGAAAUGGAGGAGACUCUGAUGCAGGAGACCAACGUGGGGAAGAAGACCGUCAUUUGGAAGGAGAAAGUAGAGACGCAGAGACAGCGUUUCAGGCUGGAGUUCGAGAAACACCGGGGUUUUCUGGCCCAGGAGGAACAGCUGCAGCUGAGGCGGCUGGAAGAGGAGGAGCGAGCAACCCUGCAGAGGCUGCGAGACAGUCGGAACAGGCUGGUCCAACAGAACAAGGCCCUGAAGGAGCUGGCUGAAGAGCUGCAGGAGAGGAGCCAGCGGCCAGCCCUGGGGCUGCUGGAGGGAGUCAGAGGAGUCUUGACCCGAAGCAAAGCUGUCUCACGGCUGGAACCAGAGGCCAUCCCCUUGGAGCUGAAGACGGUGUGCCGCAUCCCCGGGAUGAGGGAGAUGCUGAAGAAAUUCCAAGUGGACGUGAAGCUGGAUCCCGCCACUGCGCACCCCAGCCUGCUCCUGACCGCCGACCUACGCAGUGUGCAGGACGCAGAGGUCUGGAGGGACGUCCCAAGCAACCCUGAACGCUUUGAUACCUGGCCCUGCAUCCUGGGCCUGCAGGGCUUCUCCUCCGGAAGACACUACUGGGAAGUCAUCGUGGGGGAAAGGGCAGAGUGGGGGCUAGGGGUGUGCCAAGACUCGCUGCCCAGAAAGGGGGAAACCACACCAUCGCCAGAGAACGGCGUCUGGGCCAUGUGGCUGCUGAGGGGAAGCGAGUACAUGGUCCUGGCCUCUCCGGUGCCUGUGCUCCAAGAUGAGCGACCUCGCCGCAUCGUCUUUCUGGACUACGAAGCAGGCGAAAUCUCCUUCUACAACAUCACAAACGCUUACAUCUACACGUUCAGCCAUCUCUUCUCCGGCAUUCUCAGGCCCUACUUUUUUGUCUGUGACACGACCCCUCUUAUCUUGCCACCCAUGGCCGAAGCAGGGCCUGGAAACUGGGCCCCCAGGGGUCUCCUUGAUCUCGCUGCUGCUGUUAGAAGUGAGGAAUACUGA